Molecule: messenger RNA, 972 nt
Organism: Wallemia mellicola CBS 633.66
Lineage: Eukaryota; Fungi; Basidiomycota; Wallemiomycetes; Wallemiales; Wallemiaceae
Product: NAD(P)-binding protein
Exons: 4
Coding region: 1-972 (323 amino acids)
Biological process (GO): nucleotide-sugar biosynthetic process
Molecular function (GO): GDP-L-fucose synthase activity
Source: RefSeq, a predicted model, not a curated record
AUGUCACAAAACGUUGUUCUUAUUACGGGUGGAACUGGAUUAGUUGGUAAAGCAUUAGAGUGGGUUAUACAAAAUGAAAGCGUAGAUAGUAGAUUUGGUAGAAAAGAAGGUGAAGAAUGGGUCUUUUUGAGCUCUUCGGAUGGUGAUUUGCGAAACUACGAAGAUACGAAAAGGAUAUUUCAAAAGUACAAACCAACUUUUGUUAUACACCUUGCGGCUAAAGUUGGUGGAUUGUUCGCCAAUAUGAAGUUUAAAUUAGAUUUCUUACGUGAUAAUAUGCACAUAAAUGACAACGUCUUACACGCGAGUUAUGAAUUCAAUGUCAAGAAACUUAUCAGCUGCUUAUCAACCUGCGUAUUCCCUGAUAAAGUUGAAUAUCCAUUAAUAGAGGACGUUAUACAUAAUGGACCACCCCAUCAAUCGAAUUUUGGAUACGCUCACGGGAAGAGAUUAAUUGAUGUACAAAAUCACGCUUACAAUGACCAAUUCGGUUGUAUGUUCACAUCUGCUAUACCAACAAAUAUCUUUGGACCGAAUGAUAAUUUUCAUUUAGAAUUCUCUCACGUUAUACCAGGAUUAAUACAUAAAUGUUACCUAGCGAAGAAGGAGAAUAAACCGUUUGUGGUUAUGGGUACAGGUAAACCAUUACGCCAGUUUAUCUAUUCGAGAGAUCUCGCUAAGUUGUUCAUCUGGCAACUCCGAGAGUAUGAUUCUAUAGAACCAAUUAUACUGUCAGUCGGGGAAGACGAAGAGGUUUCUAUUAAGCAGGUAUCAGAUGCCAUAGUUGAAGCAUUGCAAUUUGACGGCGAAUACACCUUCGAUACGACGAAAUCAGAUGGUCAAUACAGAAAGCCGGCAUCUAAUAACAAGUUAUUAACAAACAUAGGUGAUUUCAAGUUCACAUCUUUUGAUAUCGCCCUCAGAGAGACAGUUGACUGGUUCAUAAAGAAUUACAAUGGAAUUAGAAAAUAA